AAAAUUCUUCGUAGAUAUCUUUAUUUUUCAAAUUUCAAUGAAUCGAAAAGAAGAAGCCAUAAUUCAGAGAAAAAGGGCUGUUGAAGAAGCCCGGAAAGAACGAAUUUUUAAUGCCAAGACCAGGUUAAUUGGAAUCGAUGCGACAGCUCUUGAAGAGCAAGCAAGGGAGCGCAGACGGAUGAUGAAAGAGGAAGAAAGAAGGAGUGACAUGUUUGACCGAGAUAGAGUCAAAGCAGAUUUGUUAUCUUUGGAAUAUGAAAGAAGGCAAAAAGAGGAAAAGAGAAGAUUAGAGCAAGACCUGAAUCGAUUUCGAUUUGAAGAACAAGGGAAGAUCAGGCAGCGGGAAUGGGAUCUUAAUGAUCCUUUAGCUCUGCAAAGACAACUUCCUAUACGUUGUGGAGAUACUGACCCAAGAUUAGGUCCUUCUUCGCUACAAGUCUUUGGAGGGGAAGAUUUACGAGCAAAGGAACGAAAACGGCUUCAGCAGGACCAGAUGAGAAAUUGGAGUCUUGAACAGCAAAAUUUGAAGCGCGAUUCUAAACAAAUUGAAGAAGAGGCUAACACUUACUAUCAAAAUCUUCGGAAAAUGGAGGAUUAUCGGUGGACGGAGUUGAACAGACUUCUUGACGAGGCAAAAUAUGCAAACAACAAAGCUCAAAGUGAAUAUAACAUGAAUUUGGCUAUUUGUCGUGCUAAGAACAAGAUGGAAGAAAAAACUCGGGACGAAACGGAUAAAAUGACAGAAAUUAUGAAUAAUUUGAAUGGUGACCUUUUAACCGAGAAUCCUGCGCAGGCUAUCAGCUAUGGUCCAAGGAAGGUUAUACCAGAUCGAUGGAAAGGAUUGCAGGAUGAACAACGAGCUUCAAUUAAGUACGACUUAAUAGAACAAAUGAGAAAAAAACAAUUAGAAACAGGAGAGCUUAAAGAAAUCGAUAAAGCAUGGGAAGCAGUUACGUUGAAGAAUAUGAAUGACGGGCUACUGAAGGAACGCGAAAAUGAACGUCUUGAAGCUGAAAUGAAACGCAAGUUAGCUGAAGAAAACUUAUCCUUAGCAAAGGAGCAGAGUCAGCGAAACGAAUAUUUAGAGCAUUGUGUCUAUACAAAUCCAAUAGGGAAUGAAUAUUUCAGUAAUUUUAACACCACAACCCGUUAAAUUAUGUUUGUGAUUGUGAUAUGGAAAAUAUUUAUUUUCGAAAUAAAUCCUAUCAAACUCUUCAGUGUUUGAGUACAGAAA
Dimorphilus gyrociliatus is the source of this 1234-nucleotide messenger RNA. The record is from the annotation of a GenBank genome assembly. Lineage: Eukaryota; Metazoa; Annelida; Polychaeta; Dinophilidae.